UCGUCCGUCUUCGGGUGUUUCCGCCGACUGUUUGCGCUGUGCCCCGAGCGCCCGGCGGCACAAUAGUUGCUAGCAAACACACGGAGACGGGGAGAGCGAGACAACUCACCGCCAGUGUGCCCCCAACUCUACCUGGUGUAGGUCAUUGGUGACAGUUUGAACUGCAGCAGUUUCGUAAGACAAAUCCGUGAUCAAGAUGGCAAGCGACGCUGAAGCGCUGUUUAAGAAGCUGAGUGAGGCGAAAGACUGCAAAUCGCUGUUGAAGAAGCACCUGACCAAAGAGAGGUUUGAGGAGCUGAAGAACAAGAAAACCUCGUUUGGAGGAACUCUGGCAGACUGCAUUCGCUCAGGAUGCGAGAACCUGGACAGCGGAGUUGGUAUCUAUGCCUGCGACCCAGAGGGUUACACUGUCUUCGCACCUGUUCUGGAUGCUGUCAUCCAGGACUACCACAAGGUCGACAAGCUGGAACAUCCGCCAUCAGACUUCGGGGUCGACAAGAUCGACUUCGGCGACCUGGACCCUGAGGGCAAGUUGAUCGUCUCCACCCGCGUGCGCGUGGGGCGCAGCCAUGAUAGCUAUGGCUUCCCACCCGUGGCCUGCAAGGAGGAUCGCAUGGCCAUGGAGAAGAUAACUCUAGAGGCGCUCAACACCCUAGAAGGAGAGCUGAAGGGUACCUAUUACCCUCUGACAGGCAUGAGCAAGGAGACACAAAAACAGUUGACAGAGGACCAUUUCCUCUUUAACGACAGUGACAGGUUCCUACGGGCAGCAGGAGGCUAUAAAGACUGGCCCACAGGCCGUGGAAUUUUCCACACGCCCGACAAGAGGUUCUUGGUGUGGCUCAACGAGGAGGACCACCUGCUUAUCUCUAUGCAAAUGGGCGGCAACCUCAAAGAAGUCUACGUGAGACUCGUCAAGGCCAUCCAGACCCUAGAGAAACGACUGAAAUUCGCUAAGCGGGAUGGUCUGGGCUACCUGACCUUCUGUCCCUCCAACCUGGGCACUACCCUUAGGGCAUCUGUCCACAUCAAGAUCCCCAAACUGUCUCAGACCCGACUUCAAAGCUUCUGUGACAAGUACAACAUCCAGGCACGAGGUAUUCACGGUGAGCACACAGAGAGUGUUGGUGGUGUGUACGACAUCUCUAACAAGCGACGACUGGGUCUGACUGAGUUCGAGGCCAUCCAGGAGAUGAGAAGGGGAGUGGAGGCGGUUAUCGCUGAAGAAAAGAAGUUGUCUGGGGUGUAUUUCUACGUCGUCCUCUCGUAUCGAUCCGAAAUAGACACCGUCCCUCGUAAAAACUUCGAGAAAUUCCGUGUGAUUUCUCGCCGCCGCUCGGCUAUUUCCGUCGAGCCUCCGGAAGGCGAGCAGACACACGGAGAUCGCCGUCUGGCUUGUAACACCGGCUGGAGACUUGUUGCACUGCAUGCAACAGUGCUGGAAGGGAAUUUUAAAUACUCAGGAGAAAUUUAUUCUUUGAUAUUAUUUUUUUCUACAUUGUGCUGGAGAAUAUUUUUUAAAUUCAGAAAUAGUGCGAGCCUGGUAACCCCAUCUCUCUCGUGUGGAUCCACAGAAGACGAAACAGAAGCAAAAGUCUUUUUUUCGACGUGCAGUCUCAAAUAUAAGAUUUUACAAAUUCUUUCACUUCUUUCAUUGCUUCGUGUGGGACUCUACGAUCGUCUUUUUUUGCUGAAUCUUUCCCUUCUCUUAUUGCAAGCAGUGUACAUCACCAUGACAACGGAGGUUGAGGAACUUUACCAAAAACUUACCGAAGCAGAAAACUGCAAAUCACUAUUGAAGAAACACUUGACGAAGGAUGUGUUUGAGAAGCUGAAAGACAAGAAGACAUCGUUAGGUGGGACGUUGGCAGACUGUAUCAGAUCAGGAUGUGAAAAUCUGGACAGUGGGGUCGGCCUGUAUGCCUGUGAUCCGGAAGCCUACAGCGUGUUUAGCCCUCUGUUUGAUCCUGUCAUCAAAGACUACCAUCGCAUCCCGGAGAAAAAGCCCAUCCAUCACCCGGCGGCAGAUUUUGGAGACCUUGAAAAAGUCAAAUUUGAGGACCUUGACCCUGAAGGCAAGAUCAUUGUCAGCACGAGGGUCAGGGUCGGAAGGUCACACGACACUUAUGCAUUUCCUCCCAUCUUGACGAAAGAGCAAAGAGAAGAGAUGGAGAAGAAGUCGGUAGAUGCGCUGAACAGUCUGAGCGAUGAACUUCAGGGUACCUACCACCCGCUGACGGGUAUGGACCGCGCUACCCAGGACAAACUGACAGAAGAUCAUUUCCUCUUCAACGACAGUGACAGGUUUCUAAAGGCUGCAGGCGGGUACAACGACUGGCCCACAGGCCGUGGGAUUUUCUUCAAUGAGGCCAAGACUUUUCUGGUGUGGGUCAACGAGGAGGACCACCUGAGGGUCAUCUCUAUGCAGAAGGGAGGCGACCUGGGAGCUGUCUACAGCAGGCUAGUUAAGGCCAUCAAAACUAUUGGCGAAAAGCUGACCUUUGCCCGCGAUGACCGCCUGGGCUUUUUGACAUUUUGCCCCACCAACCUCGGCACCACUCUUCGGGCCUCCGUCCACAUCAAAAUCCCCAACCUUGCCGAUCAGCCCAACUUUAAGACCGUCUGCGACAAAUACCACCUUCAGGCGAGAGGUAUUCAUGGCGAGCACACAGAGAGCGAGGGCGGGGUGUACGACAUCUCCAACAAGCGGCGCCUGGGGCUGACGGAGAUCCAGGCCGUGACGGAGAUGUACAACGGCGUCAAGGAGAUCAUCAAACUGGAGAAGGAGCUGGCGUGGCGGCCGGAGACCCUGGAGGAGAUGUUCGAACAUGUGAGCAAAAACAAGAGCUGCAAGUCGCUGAUGAAGAAACAUCUCACCAGGGACGUAGUCGACCGACUGAAGGACAAAACAACCUCCCACAAUGCCACGCUCGCCGACUGCAUCCGGUCAGGUGCGCUGAACCUGGACAGCAGCGUGGGUAUCUAUGCUGCUGACCCCGAGUCCUAUACUGUCUUCGCGGACAUCUUCGAUCCUGUCAUCAAGGACUACCACAAGAUCAAGGCCAGUGACCCCAUUGCUCACCCGGCUUGCGACUUUGGCGACCUGGAGAAACUAGAGUUUUCCCAACCUGGACCCCGAUGGAGAACUGAUCGAGUCUACCGCAUCCGUGUGGGCAGAAGCCACCAGGAGUAUGCCUUCCCACCGGUUCUGACCAAAGAGGAUCGAAUCAGUAUGGAAAAGAAGUCGGUGGAGGCUCUCAAAACAUUGACUGAUGAGCCGGGUACAUACUACCCGCUGACUGGUAUGGACCGCGCUACCCAGGACAAACUGACGCAGGAUCACUUCCUUUUUAACGACAGUGACAGAUUUCUAAAGGCUGCAGGCGGGUACAACGACUGGCCCACAGGCCGUGGGAUUUUUUUCAACGAGGCCAAGACUUUUGUUUGGGUCAACGAGGAAGACCACCUAAGGGUCAUCUCCAUGCAGAAGGGAGGCGACUUGGGUGCCAUCUAUGUCAGACUGGUCAAGGCGGUCAAGGCAUUGGGAGACAAACUGACCUUUGCCCGCGACGACCGUCUAGGUUUUCUGACUUUCUGCCCCAACCUGGGCACAACCCUGAGAGCUUCAGUGCACAUCAAAGUCCCGCAUCUGGCAGCUCGCAAGGACUUCAAGUCGGUCUGCGAGAAGCUGAAGCUGCAGGCCAGAGGUAUUCACGGCGAGCACACGGAUAGCGUGGGCGGGGUGUACGACAUCUCCAACAAGCGGCGCCUGGGGCUGACGGAGAUCCAGGCCGUGACGGAGAUGUACAACGGCAUCAAGGAGAUCAUCAAACUGGAGAAGGAGCUGGCUGCCGGCAAAGGAGCCAAGUCGUCCUCGUCAUGUCUUAUCAUCUGAUCGUCGCCCUCUUUGCCACGGCCCUCGGCCAUGUACUGACGUCACGUGGUACGGGAGAGGAACGAGGGACAAGGUAUUGCCAGUGUGCAGGAGGCACUUCAGAGACCUUGGGAGGUGUAGGUUGGUGGAAGGCGGUUUUGUAACGUUUAGUUUGAUUCUCACUGGCUGCAAACAAAGUACAGUGUAGGCUUAUGAAGGAACAGUCAGGUUAUUAUUCUUAUUAUUUCGAUUGUUUUCUUCUACAUUUUGCUAUGCACACAACUUAAAACUAUUUCUCGUAUACUAUAAUGCUGAACUGGAAGGAAGUGUGUUAGCUGUGAUGUUUGUAAACCACAGACUGAAUGGCAGGGCAGGAGACUACGAGAUCGGGAAAGUUUAAACAUUCUGAUUUUUAAAGCAGUUAUCAUGGACUCUUUCAAGCUUAGCCACAUGACACCUAAUGUGCCUCGAGGCGCUGUCACCACUCGCCAUAAUAGAAAACAUUCUAAAAUUUAAAAAAAUAGUUGUUUACAUACAUCCACCCAUAAAUGGAAAAGUCCACCCACACAAAAAUAAUAAUCGAAAGACCAUACCGUUGACAUAUAUACAACCGAUGAGAUUUCAUAGAAUGAAAGUUAAAACUCCUGGUCCAAUAAAGAAUAAAAUAUAGAAUUUCAUGUAACACUCACUGCAAAUCUUCAUACACUGCUUAAAAAUGUGUUACCAAAAGUGGAAGCUCCCGUUUAUAGGAAAUAAACACUUGUUUUGCGCUCGUGCAGUCGGAAUAAUUUUAUGAACAACACAUUAGACAUGGUCUUUGCAUUGCGUAACAUUUUUUUAAACCGGUUCCUAAUGUAAAUGAGUGUUGUUAAAUGAGUUUCCAUAAAAUGGCAGACAAAAUGCAGAAAUUAAUAUUUCAGCCACGAAGUAAAGAUAAUGAGAACUUACAUUUAGCCAUAGAUUAAUACUUUACAUACCAUUAAACUUUUGUUUCAUUAAAAAACAGCUCAAAAUAAACGAUAUUGUUUUCUGAAAUCAGCAGCUUAAUGAAAUUUGUCCUUAAGUUCUGUUGCUUAUAGGAAUAAAUAGACAUACGUUUUGAAAAUACCAUUGGGAAAUAGGAUGUCGACCCAGGCGAUAUAAGAUUGGUGGGUUAUGUGCCAACAUUUCGUGGGAAGAAAAGUGUCUGCCAGCAUUAACAGUAUAGAUUUAAUAUGUUGUUUGAGUAAAUGAAAGCUACACUUAAAUCUAUUUAAUGCUUGGAUUUUACAUUGAACUGAAUAGAGGGAGGUAAUCAGAGGUUGUAUUUGUUGAUAUGGGGAAAGACGAGUUGUCUACCUUACGAGCCGCUAGAAUUGCAUAGAAUGAUAAAUAUUGAUAAAUUCUAUGUCACUUUAUAACCGUCAUGGCUCCGAUAGCGCUAGGAAACAUAUAUAUAUAUUUUGCUACUUAUCUCUUUGAAAUAAUCUUUUACAACUUAUGAAGAUUUCUAAAAGUGAUUAAAGACAGAUGAUUAAUUAUAAUUUAAAUUUAAAAAAAUCUGUACGAUUGUUUUUCUAAACAUAUUGUUGUGUCUUAUACGACUCUGUUUUACGUGUGACUAUGCAUUCAGUUCAUUUUAAAAUAUCUUUGGAAGCAAAAAUCCUGUAAAACUGUAUGUAGAAAUUGUCUUUUUAUGUGGAUAUCAAUACAGUCACUAAAUAUUUCGUUUGUUUCAUGUUGCUUUAGAAGGACUACAAAAUUGUACAAAGAAUUUUUGUAUGGGCAAGUAAAUUAUGUUUUAGAUAAUUGGAGAAACCAGUAUGAGAACGUACUCCAGAUGGAGACUUAUCACCUUUCUCUUGUUAAAUCAAAAGUAAUGAACUAGAUGUCUCUGCAUAUUAAUAAAUAUAAAUAAAGUGAAGCCCGACUCGCCAACCUAAAUCUAAUGGUGUUCUGCAUUGCCUGCUAUCCAAAAUAUACUGACUUUUGCGAAAAAAACAUGUGGCUCGAUCCAUUAAAACAAUAAAAUGCAUGAUGUCACCGAAAAGUGCAGGAAGCCUACCAUUGUACAUGUAACUUUUGUCAGUUUUGUUCGUUGAAAAUUCUGAGCUUCUUCUCAAACGCAAGUAGCCAUAUAUGAUGUCAGAAACUUGUUCGGAACUGACAUUCGCUCAAUUUUGAUAACACACAUUCAUAAAAGACCCAGUUGAUGAAAAAUCUUCGCCUAGCUACAAAUUUUCAUUUGCAGACUAUCCAAUGGCCGCAUCAGCAUUGCCUAUAAAUUGUGUCUUACUUAUGAAAGCAGCAUUAUGAGCUCAUUAAAUCUGUCGAAUACUUUUUGAACACAUAUACUUUGUGAACAUUUUGACGUUUUUUGACAAAGUUUAUAUCUGUUGUUUUAUAACUUAUAGUUCUGUUGAUUUUUGGCUGCAAUGGGCGCUUACUCUGGCGGGAGUGUAGCACGAGCCACGGAAGCAUUAUCGCCCUUUGCUUGCUAUAGAAGUUAUCGGCGCUUCGUUUAGCAGACUUGUCACACCCGUGUAAUUAAACCGCCAUUUCCCCCGCCAAAAUAGGCGCCCAUUUUCAAAAUAAGAUUGAUUAACAGAGGUAAAUUAUUUUUUGCGCAUGUUGAAUAUGUUCUUUCUUUAUACUUGUUUGUUGUGUUGCUCACGUUUGACACAGGUUGCGAUACUCAUGUAUUCUGGCUAUAAUCAGCACAACCAAAUAGUGAAAAAUAUUUUGUAGUUUUUUUUUCAAAGCGUGAUACCAUGUUUUUUUCCCAGUAGAUGUACAUUUUAUUUUUUAGCCACUGCCUGUCGCACAGAAUCAUACUGGAAAAAACAAAUAUAACUGUACGAUUCUCCUUCCUGCAAAGGAGUAUACAUGUACACUGUAAGGAAAUAACAUUUAGGUGCAGCUAGGGUUCCCAGUUCAUUUAUUGCGACUGUGUUAAUAUUAUUUCUAGAUAACCUUGAUAGGGGUCUAAGUACAACAUUGUAAAUAACAGUCCUCGUAUGCUCACUAAAUGUUGCAACCUGUUUUGGAUUUACAAAUGUCAGUACUAAUUGCUGAAAUUCUUUGAAUGCAAAUAAUGUAAAAAAAAAAAAGACAUGAGGCUUAAGACGGAAAAGUCUACUGGUGUUGUUCAAAAGCCUAUUAUUUUCUAUUGUUGUGGCUCUUUAUUCGGGCUAGAAUGGAACAAAUGAUUAAUUUUCCACCUUAUUCUACAUAUUUUAAUGUAUUAAUUAGUCUACAUUAAUUAAUUCUAAUUAAUUAUUCUACAUAUUUUAAUGUUAUUUCCUGCUCUGGCGCUUUGAUUAUUAACGUUCGUGAUCUGUCUCUGAAUAUAUUUCUCUUGUUCUUUGGUUGUCAUAGUUCUGUAUCAUGAGGGCGCGUUGUUUAUUGUUGAUUUUUUAUAGCUCAAUAACUCCACAAUCGUGACACAGCUGUGGGAACUGUAAAGAACAACAGAAUGACACGAAAAAGGGAAACAAUAGUAAAACUAGUUUUAGAAAUCAUUAGACAGGCAUUCCUAACCUUCCAAAAGGUAAAGUUUUAGAUGUUAAAUCCUUCAUAAAUAAUGAUAAUAGCAACAACAACAACAACAACAACAACAAGCGUCCAUGACUCAGCUGACAGGUUAUACGUGACAUUCAUACAAAUAUUCUUUCUCGGGCUCGUUUAACACCAUUCUCAGCAUGACCAUACUAUAAAUUUAACCAGUGUGAGGCAUUAUCUGUAGUCUUCAGUAGUCAAUGGCGUGCUUUGACUGUGCCUCUAUAUGGUGUACGCAACCAUGGUUGUUAAUAUAUCUAUUUUAUUUAUUCGUUUGUUUAACAUUAAUGAUUAGAUAAAGCCGUCAGGGACGCCAAGAAAGAGUAUAUUCACCUAGGGUGGACAUCCAGUUUUUAUUUUUAAACUAAACUUGCAAAUGCAAGACAGAUGGUCUCGAUGAUUAAAGUCAACUGUAGUCACUUGAUUCUAGAAAAUCUCUUUCUGAAUACUUUUGCUGCGAAUAUUUGACCUGCUUCUAUUUUACCUUCAUUUUAUGUUUAGACAGGUCGGCAGUAUUAUGUUUACACGGUUUAAGGGUUCAUUACUUAGUGUUCAUUAAGUUCUAGCCGCUUGCAAAGUGUACCUUGCCUGUGAACAUUUGUUACAGUAAUAAACGCUUGUAAAGAGUCAUCAUGUAUUUAUUAUAAGUGACCGUCGCCAUUUACAUGUCACAUGAUUAUUGUACUUCGGCGCCUUGCAUUUGUUUGUUUUCGAUUUCUUAAAGAAAAUGUACACAGUUUCAGUAGCUAUUCUCGUUCCAGCCAGGACUUCAGCAAAUUGUUUUGUUUUGUUGUUUGCUCGGAAAACUUCAGACCAAAUUGAAUUUUGGUACGUCUGCAUAUUUCCAGGCCUCUAGUUUGUAUGCGUGGGUGUAUGAUACAGCACUGCUUACAGGCUUGUCUUUGUACAUCGUGAAAUGUUUAUUCAUUAAAGUAUUUAAACAAGGA
This is a messenger RNA of Pomacea canaliculata, 8358 nucleotides long. Its product is annotated as arginine kinase-like. Lineage: Eukaryota; Metazoa; Mollusca; Gastropoda; Architaenioglossa; Ampullariidae. The record is from RefSeq and is a predicted model, not a curated record. Gene Ontology annotation, molecular function: creatine kinase activity. Gene Ontology annotation, biological process: phosphocreatine biosynthetic process.